AUGGACAAUAAAAAGAGUCCUAUUAGACGGCCAAAACGUUCUGCGAAAGCCGUAGAAGACAAUUUUUGGGACUGCAGCGUGUGUACAUUCAGAAACACUGCCGAAGCCUUCAAAUGCUUGAUGUGCGAUGUUAGAAAAGGCACCUCUACAAGAAAACCGAGGAUCAACCCUCAAUUGGUGGCCCAGCAAGUGGCUACUCAAUUCUUACCGGCCACCAGCACCCAUAAACGUGAGAAGAAAGACAAGAAAUCGAUGAAAAAAAGGAGACAUCCACCAAGGCUGAAGAAUGUAGAUCGGAGUAGUGCUCAAACCAGGGAAGUUACUGUAAAUAGUGUAACGGUAGUGAUCACUGAGUACAAACCGAAAAUUAAAUCGGCAGAAACGAUAUCCAGUAGCAGUUCUUCGGACCACGGGUCCCAAUCGGAGUCUAGCAUGGAUGCUAGGUGA
Messenger RNA from Acanthoscelides obtectus, 447 nucleotides. The record is from the annotation of a GenBank genome assembly. NCBI's taxonomy places the organism in Eukaryota, Metazoa, Arthropoda, Insecta, Coleoptera, Chrysomelidae.